AUGGAGAACGGAGAUCGAAUGUUCUGCCAUCAUUGUGGCGGGGUCUGGCUCCGGCGUUCUGAGGAUGACCUGCAGUGCCAGCAUUGCAAUUCAGACUUUACUGAGAUAAUCGAAAUCCCUCCAGACACCGAAGAACCACCCCGCCAUGCUACCCCACCACCAGCCUCACCACGUCGAGAAAGAACAUUUCCUCCGGUUAACCCCUUUGCGAAUCAUAACCCAUGGACGCACGACGACGAAGACGACUACGACACUCAUGGCUUUGGGUCGAGUCCCGGGUUUGCCCACCGCGCCUACAGAUCGCCAGAUGGCCGAUUCGCCUUUUCGAGCACGACAUUUAACGGAAGCGGAGGCUUUAGUAGCGGUGGUGGCUUUGGUGGUCCCCCGCGCUCAGCUGGAUAUGGGACGGAUGAAUUCGGUGACCCCUUGAUGCCUAUGGUGCGCCGGUUGGAUACCAUCUUCCACGGACUCGCGGAUACCUAUCGCCAGCAGGGACAAGGCCAGGGCCAGAGUCUAGAUCGGGAGUCAUCGAGACAGGCAGGAGCUACGUCUGCGCUACCUCAGCAUGAUGAUUUCUCGGAUCCUGAAGAGCGGGCACCUGGUGAGCCAGAUGAUUUUGGUCCUCCGAGGUUGUUCCCGAGGAAUGCAGAUGGUCCGCAGCCAAUGGCGCCGCCGUUGGGGACGUUGGGAGAUAUUCUCGAACUCUUUCAGCAAGACUUCGGUCAAGGAGGACAGAGGUCUGGAGGUAGAAGUGGUGUUCGUGUCAUGACAGGACCGAAUCCAUUGGCCAUGCUAUCGAGUCUGUUGAACUUUGACCGACACGGUGAUGCAGUUUACUCACAGGAAGAGCUGGACCGGGUAAUAUCGCAAUUGGUUGGACAGAAUGCGAGCAGCAAUGGGCCCCCGCCCGCCUCCCAUAACUCCAUUCAGAAUCUAUCGAAGAAGCCUGUUGACCGGGAGAUGCUGGGAAACGAUGGCAAGGCGGAGUGUUCGAUUUGUAUGGAUCCGGUAGAGUUGGGGACGGAAGUUACCGUACUCCCGUGCAAGCAUUGGUUCCACUACAACUGCAUUGAAAUGUGGUUGACCCAGCACAACACAUGUCCUCAUUGCCGACGAAGCAUUGAUGCGCCUGCGCAAGAAGGAAGUCGUGAGAACCCAGUGACGGUUGACAGCCCCGAAGCCUCGCGCCGUUCCAGCAGUGCCAUUCCCGGACAAAGCGGACGGCGCUGGUCAUCGGCUUACGACAGCGGAGGACGACGUGCGAGUGGACAGGGACAAGGACAAGGACAACCUGGUGGAGGAGGACUUGCAGAGUGGUUGAGAAGCCAUUUUGGUGGAAGUUAG
Aspergillus glaucus CBS 516.65 is the source of this 1344-nucleotide messenger RNA. RefSeq names its product putative RING finger domain protein. Gene Ontology annotation, biological process: ubiquitin-dependent protein catabolic process; positive regulation of DNA-templated transcription; protein ubiquitination. Gene Ontology annotation, cellular component: nucleoplasm; cytoplasm. The coding region runs from base 1 to 1344 and encodes 447 amino acids. Gene Ontology annotation, molecular function: ubiquitin protein ligase activity. The record is from RefSeq and is a predicted model, not a curated record. Lineage: Eukaryota; Fungi; Ascomycota; Eurotiomycetes; Eurotiales; Aspergillaceae. The transcript is spliced from 4 exons.